AACCGCGCGAGUUGAUCUUCCGGUAGGCCACACGGAAGAAAGAAAGGCAGGCAGCAUGGCAGCGGCAGACAGCACAGUGUCUAAUGGACAAAAAACGGAUUCUCUUAACGGCGAGCCUGCUAUCAAAAGAUCACGGGAGAGUGCACAGGUUGAGUCGCUGCGGAUACCGAAAGAACCUCGUAAUAAAGUUACGGUGGUUCUCGGGGCUCAAUGGGGUGAUGAGGGAAAGGGGAAAGUGGUUGACCUGCUAGCCAUGGAUGCGGACAUUGUAUGCAGGUGCCAGGGGGGCAACAAUGCAGGACAUACAGUUGUUGUGGACUCAGUGGAAUAUGAUUUUCACUUGCUGCCCAGCGGAGUACUGAACAAAAAGGCUGUAUCGUUCAUUGGUAACGGAGUUGUAAUACACCUGCCUGGGCUUUUUGAGGAAGCUGAAAAAAACUCCAAGAAAGGCAAAGGUCUUCAGGGAUGGGAGGACAGGUUAAAGAUUUCCGACCGAGCUCACAUCGUGUUUAACUUCCACCAAGCUGUAGAUGGCAUCCAGGAACAGCAAAGACAGCUCCAGGCAGGAAAGAAUUUGGGAACCACCAAAAAGGGCAUCGGUCCGGCCUACUCCUCCAAAGCUGCUCGCAAUGGGCUGCGUGUCUGUGACCUUGUGUCCGAUUUCACGGUGUUCGAGGAAAAGUUCCGUGUGUUGGCAGACCAUUUUCUUAGCAUGUACCCAAACCUCAACGUUGAUAUUGACAGUGAGCUUCAACAGCUAAAGGACUAUGCUGAAAGGUUGCGCCCCCUGGUGACCGACGGGGUGUACUUCAUGCACAAGUCCCUAACCGGGCCCAGCAAGAAGAUCCUGGUAGAGGGAGCCAAUGCAGCCCUGCUGGACAUAGACUUUGGGACGUACCCCUUCGUGACGUCAUCCAACUGCACAGUUGGGGGGGUGUGCACCGGCCUGGGCGUGCCCCCCUCCUACGUGGGGAGAGUGUAUGGCGUGGUCAAGGCCUACACCACCCGAGUGGGCGUAGGAGCUUUCCCCACCGAACAGGAUAACGAGACAGGAUCCCUGCUGCAAAGCAGGGGGAGGGAGGUGGGUGUGACCACAGGCAGAAAGAGGCGAUGUGGUUGGCUGGAUCUGAUUCUGGUCAGAUACGCUCACAUGGUGAACGGCUUCACUGCUAUUGCUCUGACCAAGCUGGACAUCCUGGACACGCUGCCCGAGAUCAAAGUAGGCGUGGCCUACACUGUUGACGACCAGCCUCUUCCUAGUUUCCCUGCCAACAUGGACGUGUUGACGCGGGUGUCGGUGCAGUACGAGACCCUGCCGGGCUGGUGCUGCAGCACGGAGGAGGUGAGGAGCUUUGAGGGGCUGCCCUCCCAGGCUCAGAGCUACAUCAACUUCAUCGAGGAGUUCCUCCAGGUGCCAGUGAAGUGGGUCGGAGUGGGAAAGUCCAGGGAGAGCAUGAUCAAGCUGUUCUGAUUGGCUCUGGGUUCAGGAACUAGCGAUUUGCUCAAACUGCUUGGAACAUGAAGGACCGAACCCAGCGUGGAU
Osmerus eperlanus (European smelt) is the source of this 1543-nucleotide messenger RNA. It is a transcript of the gene adss2l, whose product is annotated as adenylosuccinate synthase, like. NCBI's taxonomy places the organism in Eukaryota, Metazoa, Chordata, Actinopteri, Osmeriformes, Osmeridae. Gene Ontology annotation, cellular component: cytoplasm. The record is from RefSeq and is a predicted model, not a curated record. Gene Ontology annotation, molecular function: adenylosuccinate synthase activity; GTP binding. The transcript has 13 exons. The coding region runs from base 56 to 1471 and encodes 471 amino acids. Gene Ontology annotation, biological process: IMP metabolic process; 'de novo' AMP biosynthetic process.